Molecule: messenger RNA, 2856 nt
Organism: Echinops telfairi (small Madagascar hedgehog)
Lineage: Eukaryota; Metazoa; Chordata; Mammalia; Afrosoricida; Tenrecidae
Gene: CHD1L
Product: chromodomain helicase DNA binding protein 1 like
Exons: 21
Coding region: 90-2582 (830 amino acids)
Biological process (GO): chromatin remodeling; DNA repair
Cellular component (GO): nucleus
Molecular function (GO): DNA helicase activity; ATP-dependent chromatin remodeler activity; ATP binding
Source: RefSeq, a predicted model, not a curated record
GGAUUCAUCUACGCUCUUACCAACUGGAGGGUGUCAACUGGCUCGCCCAGCGCUUCCAUUGUCAGAAUGGCUGCAUCCUGGGAGAUGAGAUGGGCCUGGGUAAGACCUGCCAGACUAUUGCUCUUUUCAUUUACUUGGCUGGACGACUAAAUGAUGAAGGACCAUUUCUGAUUCUAUGUCCUUUGUCUGUCUUGAGCAACUGGAAGGAAGAGAUGGAAAGAUUUGCUCCAGGUCUCUCCUGUGCAGUGUACACAGGAGACAAGGAAGAGAGAGCCCACCUACAGCCAGACUUAAAACAAGAGUCCCGUUUCCAUGUCCUGCUAACUACCUAUGAGGUUUGCUUGAAAGAUGCAUCAUUUCUAAAAUCCUUCCCCUGGAGUGUCCUUGUUGUGGAUGAAGCCCACAGGUUGAAAAACCAAAGCUCCCUGCUGCAUAAGACACUGUCAGAGUUCUCAGUAGUGUUCAAUCUCCUGUUGACUGGCACUCCCAUCCAGAACAGCCUCCAAGAGCUCUACUCCCUCCUCAGCUUUGUGGAGCCUGAUGUUUUUUCCAAGGAGCAGGUGGAAGAUUUUGUUCAGCGGUACCAGGAUAUUGAGAAAGAAUCUGAGACAGCAAGUGAACUGCAUAAGCUCCUCAGGCCAUUUCUGCUGAGGAGAGUGAAAGCCGAGGUAGCUACAGAACUUCCCAAGAAGACAGAAGUCGUGAUAUACCAUGGCAUGUCAGCGUUGCAGAAAAAAUACUACAAGGCUAUUUUGAUGAAAGACCUAGGUAAUCAGAGGGUGUUUCCCGGAGAGGAAACUCAGAUCAGCUUCUGUACACAGGGACUCUGCCUUGGCCCCAGGGCCGUGUCACUGGAGAAGGGCCCUUCUUUUUUAGGGGUGGAGCCAGAGCCUUUUGCAAUCGGAGACCACCUGAUUGAGGCCAGUGGGAAACUUCACCUGUUGGAUAAGCUGCUGGCAUUCCUGUACUCCAGGGGCCAUCGAGUUUUGCUUUUCUCCCAAAUGACCCAGAUGUUGGACAUUCUCCAGGACUACAUGGAUUACAGAGGCUACAGCUAUGAGCGUGUGGACGGUUCCGUGAGAGGAGAAGAGAGACACCUUGCCAUUAAGAACUUUGGACAGCAGCCCAUUUUUAUUUUUCUCCUGAGUACCAGGGCAGGUGGAGUUGGCAUGAAUUUAACUGGAGCAGAUACUGUUAUUUUUGUUGACAGUGAUUUUAAUCCUCAGAAUGACUUGCAAGCAGCUGCCAGGGCUCACCGGAUUGGCCAGAAUAAGUCUGUUAAAGUCAUCCGGCUGGUUGCCCGAGACACUGUGGAGGAAAUCGUCUGCCGGAAAGCAGCCUCCAAACUGCAGCUCACCAACAUGAUCAUAGAAGGAGGCCAUUUGACGCUGGGUGCCCAGAGACCGCUGGCCAAUGCUGGCCUCCAGCUGAGUGAGAUUCUCAAAUUCGGUCUGGAUAAGCUGCUGUCCUCCGAGGGGAGCACCCUGGACGAGCUCGACCUGGAGUCCAUCCUGGGGGAAACAAAAAACGGAGAGUGGGUCUGCGACGUGGCGCCUGCGGCAGAAGGAGGAAGCAGAGAGCAAGAGGAAGGGAAAAACCAUAUGUACAUAUUUGAAGGUAAAGAUUACUCAAAAGAACCUAGUAAGGAAGACAGAAGAUCAUUUGAGCAACUGGUGAAUCUUCAGAAAACCCUUUUGGAGAAAGCUAGUCAGGAGGGCCGGUCACUUCGAAAUAAAGGCAAUGCCGUUGUCCCGGGCCUGGUGACAGGCUCCACCAAGAGGAAGCAUGUCCACACCCCAGAAGAGCUUGAGCACAGAAGGGAGAAGAGACGAGAGGCAGCAGCCAAGAGGAAGAGACUGCUAGAGGAGAAACAGAGGCAGAAGGAAGAAGCCGAUCAUAAGAAAAAGAUGGCCUGGUGGGAGUCCAGCAAUUACCAGUCACCCUGCCUGCCUCUGGAGGAGAGCGAGCCUGAGAGCCCCGAGGAGGGGGAGGACGAGAGCUCUGCUGAGCUGGAUUACCAAGACCCAGACCUCAUCUCCAUCAAGUACGUUAGUGGGGAUGUCACCCACCCUCAAGCUGGGGACGAGGACGCACUCAUCGUUCACUGCAUAGAUGACUCUGGCCGCUGGGGACGAGGUGGUUUAUUCACAGCUCUGGAAACACGAUCAGCGGAGCCAAGAAAAAUAUAUGAGUUGGCUGGGACGAUGAAAGACUUGAGUUUGGGAGGUGUCCUGCUAUUUCCUAUCGAUGAUAAGGAGUCAAGAAGCAAAGGGCAAGAUUUGUUGGCCUUGAUUGUGGCUCAGCACCGUGACCGCUCCAAUGUCCUGUCGGGCAUUCAGAUGGCAGCGCUGGAAGAAGGCCUGAAGAAGAUAUUUUCAGCAGCAAAGAAGAAGAAAGCAAGUGUGCACCUUCCACGCAUUGGACAUGCCACCAAAGGUUUUAACUGGUACGGUACUGAGCGACUUAUUCGGAAACAUUUGGCUGCCAAAGGCAUCCCAACGUACAUCUAUUACUUCCCAAGAAGCAGUACUGCUGUCCAGCAUUCACAGUCUACACCUCCGUCAAGAUACACCGUGACUUAACUGUGACCCGGCAUUAGAUCCAGACUCCGCCGCCAUGAAUAAGACCUGACUGGUCCAGAGCUGUUGGCCAGAGUCUUUUGGAAAGGAUUGGGGAUCUGGCAGUCUUCUGAGAUACUCUGCUUUCUGAAUUUGAAUUUCAUUGUUCUGGAUGUAUUACUUUGAUUUGGUGCCUGUAAUACAGGGAUGCAUGAUUUGUUUGGGAAAUUCUCCUGGCAGCUUGUCAGGGUCCUACUUUGCAUAAUAUGCAUAAUAAUAAAAUUCUAUUUCUAAUGGC